Messenger RNA from Telopea speciosissima, 1107 nucleotides. RefSeq lists its product as uncharacterized. Gene Ontology annotation, molecular function: zinc ion binding; nucleic acid binding. The transcript has 4 exons. NCBI's taxonomy places the organism in Eukaryota, Viridiplantae, Streptophyta, Magnoliopsida, Proteales, Proteaceae. Bases 1 to 1107 code for a protein of 368 amino acids. The record is from RefSeq and is a predicted model, not a curated record.
AUGGCUUACCGAAAGAAAUUUGAAGAAUUGGCAUGGUUUGUACCAGACCACAUCGAUACUGAUGCCAAAAAGAUAAAGAAAAUUUUGAGAGGGUUAAAGCCCCAAUUGAAGGGAGCAAUCAUAGUACUGGAGUUGAGAUCAUAUAUUGAGGUACUACACAAAGCACUUAUCCUAGAGGAGAGUUUGAAGGACACCACUCAGGGUAGUACUAGCAAGGUACAAGGGAAUAGGCUCAUGGAGAUACAACACUCUAGAGAUGACAGACCCCAGAGGCAUCAGAAGACACAUCACGAGCAAACACCUCAGACUACUUGUCGGAAUUGUGGCAAGUACCAUAGUGGACCAUGCAGACAGGGAGCAGGUCAUUGCUUUAGAUGUGGAGGAAAGGACCAUUUAGCCAAAAAUUGUGCUACACCUCCAGCUCAGAAUGUGCCACAGAAUGAAAAGCAGACUACUCAGAUAGAGGGCAAAGAUAUGCCAGUAAACUUAAUUCUUCUUGACAUGGUAGACUUUGAUGUCAUACUUGGCAUGCACUGGUUAUCUACUUUUCAUGCUAGUAUACAGUGCUAUGAGAAGGAGAUAGCAUUUAGACCUAAGGAUGAUAAUGGAUUCAAGUUUAUUAGGUUGAGGACGGUUGAUUUCAAGGAUGAGGAGUACCAUUUGAAGGAUAUCCAUAUCGUCAGAGACUUCCCAGAUGUGUUCCUUGAUGACCUUGUUGGGUUACCACCCGAUAGGGAAUUGGAGUUUGCCAUUGAUCUAGCACUUGGUACGACGCCAAUCUCUAAGUUAAAGAUCAAAGGAGAAGACAUACCAAAGACUGCAUUCAGAACUCGUUAUGGCCACUAUAAGUUUGUCGUUAUGCCAUUUGGGUUGACUAACGCACCAGCUGCAUUUAUGGAUUUGAUGAAUAGGGUAUUUCAUGACUUCUUGGAUAAAUUUGUUAUUGUAUUUAUAGAUGAUAUCUUAAUAUAUUUCAAGAAUAAAGAAGAUCAUGAGGAACAUUUAAGGGUUGUACUACAAAGACUCAGAGAAAAGCAAUUAUAUGCCAAGUUGAGCAAGUGUGCUUUUUGGCUCGACCAAGUCGUAUUUCUGGGUCAUGUUAUAUAA